AUGGAUACUCAGUUACCACUUAAAGUGAUACUAGAAUCACGGACAUAUCUAAUCUACAACUUCAGGUCCUUCACUUACUCUGAAUUAUACUCGUAAACCCUAAUCAGAUCAAUAGCUGAUCUUCUUUGUGACUCUGAGCCUACAUUUGAUAUUAUGAUCCCUAACCCUACCAAAUGAAUUCUGAUUUCAGAUAAUGAUGGCUUUGCGUCUUAUAUCCAAUACUCUGUAUCCCCAAUCAUCUAUAUCGUUUAUCCUCGUAAUUUUUAUACAGACACUCCAUGUUUAAUUCGAGUACAGACAUAUAAUCUGUCAACAAAUACCAAACAGUCAAAAUGGAGAAUGAGGGUCCAUAUGAUAGCUCAGCAAAUAAAAGAAAUUUCAGCUGACAUUAUUGCUUUACAAGACGUAAGUUCUAAAAGCCAUUCUCGGUCUGCAAAAAAUAUAGAGAAAACAGGAAAAAAUAAGAAAAAAACGGUGAAAACUUGUGAUACCCUGAAAGACUUGAUGGAGCUGCUGCCUGAGUAUUCUUAUUCAUAUUGGCAUAUUUCACAUAGAAGGCAUAAUGGGGACACUGAAGGAAUUGCAAUUAUUUCAAGAUUCCCGAUCAUAGAAACAAAAUCAAUAAAGCUUGCGAAAUAUCCUAAAAGCGUCCAUAACGAUUCUUGCUUAAAAGUAAUUAUUGACCAUCCUAAAAGAAAGCUUUCUAUUUAUAACGCCCAGCUUGCAAGUGAUAGCAAAUAUCAAGCCCAUCAAGCUUAUGAAAUUUAUAGCUUUAUGAACUCUGAAGAGAGCCCUUUCCUUAUGCAAGUUCUUUUAGCUGACACCAAUAUAAAAGAUAAUUUUUCACUCCCAGCUGAUUUUUUGGAAGGAAAAUUCCCAGUGAAUUCUGCUAUUGGCAACUUAAAAGAUGCAUGGAAAUUUUCCCACGUUAAAAGUGAAGGCUACACAUUUCCAUCAUGGCACCCACUUCAUCGUUAUGACAGAAUUUAUUAUCGAAAUAUCGAAGAUCCUCCUAUUUGUGAAGUAGCAGGGUAUGCUGAAAAUUCCCAUAUGUACGCAAGUGAACAUUGUUCUGUCUAUGCAGAUUUUAUAGUUGCAAUAGAGUAA
Messenger RNA from Blepharisma stoltei, 1107 nucleotides. NCBI's taxonomy places the organism in Eukaryota, Ciliophora, Heterotrichea, Heterotrichida, Blepharismidae. The record is from the annotation of a GenBank genome assembly.